Tyto alba (common barn owl) is the source of this 1988-nucleotide messenger RNA. RefSeq names its product NFKB inhibitor interacting Ras like 2 (gene NKIRAS2). Gene Ontology annotation, molecular function: GTPase activity; GTP binding. Gene Ontology annotation, biological process: canonical NF-kappaB signal transduction. The coding region runs from base 465 to 1040 and encodes 191 amino acids. The record is from RefSeq and is a predicted model, not a curated record. NCBI's taxonomy places the organism in Eukaryota, Metazoa, Chordata, Aves, Strigiformes, Tytonidae. The transcript is spliced from 3 exons.
GGGCUCGGUCCGCCCGCCAUGGGGGGGGCCGGGAACGGCCGGGGCAGGCGGCGGGGACACCGGGCAGGGACCCUCCCCGCCACGCCCCUCAGUCGCCGUCACCGCGGUCCGGGGGGGCCCGGCAGGCCCCGGUCCUCCCGCCCGCAGGGGGGCGCUGUGGGCCCGCCAGGCCUCGCCGCGCCCGUUCUGCCGCCGCCGCGCAGGCGAAGGCCCCGGCGGUCCCCGGGUGCUCCGGUCCCUCAGCGCUGCCCCGAGGGCUCCGCCCCGGUCCCGCAGGCUGAGGCCUGGGCCCGCUGUGGGCACGGCCGCGUCCCCCGCCCGGUAGCUGCGCGCUGCGCCUCCGGCGUCCCCUCAGGCCGCUGUCCCCGUCCCCGCCCGGGGGGGCGCGGCCCCCCGGCCCCCCGGCCCCCGCUGACAGCCGCGCUCCGCAGGCGGGUUCCCGCCGCGGCCCGCGGUGAGGCGGCAUGGGGAAGAGCUGCAAGGUGGUUGUGUGCGGCCAGGCCUCCGUCGGGAAAACGUCGAUCCUGGAGCAGCUUCUGUACGGGAACCAUGUGGUGGGCUCCGAGAUGAUCGAGACCCAGGAGGACAUUUACGUGGGCUCCAUUGAGACAGACCGGGGCGUGCGCGAGCAGGUGCGCUUCUACGACACGCGGGGCCUGCGGGACGGCCUGGAGCUUCCCAAGCACUGCUUCUCCUGCACGGACGGCUACGUGCUGGUCUAUAGCACUGACAGCAAGGAGUCCUUCAAGCGGGUGGAGCUCCUCAAGAAGGAGAUUGACAAGUCCAAAGACAAGAAAGAGGUCACCAUCGUGGUUUUGGGCAACAAGUGUGACCUGCAGGAGCAGCGCCGGGUGGACCAUGACGCAGCUCAGCACUGGGCCAAGGGCGAGAAGGUGAAGCUGUGGGAGGUGUCCGUGGCUGACCGGCAUACGCUGAUCGAGCCAUUCAUCUACCUGGCCAGUAAGAUGACGCAGCCACAAAGCAAGUCUGCUUUUCCCCUGAGUCGCAAGAACAAGGGCAGCGGAUCCGUGGAUGGUUGAGCCUUGUUUUCCCUUCCCUUCCAUUGCCACCUCCUCUUCCUCACCUCCCUAUUUCCCUUGCUCAUUCCUCCUGCUAAGCCUGGUUGGUGUCGUGAAGCCUGCAGGAAGCACAGUGGCACGAGGAACGGGUGUCCCAGAGCUGGGGAUGGUCUUCGAGGAUGAGAGAGGUGAGCCAUCUCCUUGCACUGGGACAGGGACUGCUCUCACUGCCCGGCCCCUGCAGGUGUUGGAGGUGCUACAGGAAAGCCAGGAUUCACUGGGUGACCCCUCUGCUCUCGGGGCGCAGGCUGGCAGACCCGGCACAGCUCGGGGCUGGCCAGCAGAUGGGGAUCAGCUCCGCAGCUGAGCACAGCCCAGCCAGAGGAAGCUCUUCCCUCUCCCUCGAGCUGCUCUGUUUUACAUUUACCGAUACCAUGUGAGAACAGCCCAUUUGCUGGCCCUGCCUCCCGCCCGGCCGCUGUCGGAGCAGCUCUCCCGUGUCCCACCCCAGCCGGCGCCGCAGUGUUCCCCAGCAGGUUGCCCCUGCCCUGGCAGUGCUCACUGCUCCUUCACGUGCAGAAAUACUGAGUCAUCCUGCCCCACUGAGUGCACGGAGCAGAGCAGGGCAAGAUGCUGUUGCCGAGGGCAGGGUGCCCACACGCAGCCCUCCUCCUCCUGAGUGCAGACUCAGUCCUGACCUUGGAGAAGCUGGGACUGUGCUUAGCCUGCACACCCUGAUGCUUAGAGCUGUGGCAGCGCUCGCUGCCCAGCUGUCACGGUGCUGACCCUCUGCUCAGAACCACCACGAGACAAGGGAAAGGUGUCCCAGUCCUGCCCAGCAGCACGUGUUCUCUUCAGCUAGUUGGAUCUAGGAAAAAAAAAAAGUGACGAGAGAGCCCUGGCUUGUUUACACUUGUUCCUUUUAUUUACUGAGUAACACAAUAAAGCGAUGAGAUUCGAUUAUCAAAA